Molecule: messenger RNA, 552 nt
Organism: Hibiscus syriacus
Lineage: Eukaryota; Viridiplantae; Streptophyta; Magnoliopsida; Malvales; Malvaceae
Product: LOB domain-containing protein 25-like
Exons: 1
Coding region: 27-515 (162 amino acids)
Source: RefSeq, a predicted model, not a curated record
UUUUUAGUAGCUGCAGAGAGAGAGAAAUGGCUUCUUCUUCUUCCAGCUCUUCAAACUUCCCAUGUGCAGCCUGCAAGUUCUUGAGGAGAAAAUGCAUGCCGUAUUGCAUUUUUGCACCAUAUUUCCCACCCGAAGAACCCCAGAAAUUCUUCAAUGUUCACAAAAUAUUCGGCGCAAGCAACGUUUGCAAACUGAUCAACGAAGUAGCACCCCAUCAAAGACAAGAUGCGAUCAACUCACUGGCGUACGAAGCCCAGGAGAGGUUGAAAGAUCCCGUUUAUGGCUGCGUCGGAGCCAUCUCGGUUCUCCAGAGACAGGUGAUGAGACUCCAAAGGGAAUUGGACGCCAUCCGUGCCGAUUUAAUCCGAUACACCGCCGGCUCCUGCAAUGAGAUGCCGACGACGGUGGGAAGAAGUCGUUUCGAUCAUAAUACCGGUAACUUUUACUAUCCUAAUUCUCAGUGGAAUAGUGAACCUUAUGGAGACAAUGGAGGAUCAGAUGGUGGAAGCCUGUGAUAUUGCUGAAGCAGUAUGUUGUAAUUAAAUAAGCAAA